Vicia villosa (hairy vetch) is the source of this 2526-nucleotide messenger RNA. Its product is annotated as RNA pseudouridine synthase 6, chloroplastic-like. Gene Ontology annotation, biological process: pseudouridine synthesis. NCBI's taxonomy places the organism in Eukaryota, Viridiplantae, Streptophyta, Magnoliopsida, Fabales, Fabaceae. The record is from RefSeq and is a predicted model, not a curated record. Gene Ontology annotation, molecular function: RNA binding; pseudouridine synthase activity. Bases 132 to 1553 code for a protein of 473 amino acids. The transcript is spliced from 10 exons.
CAAAGGUAGUUUAACCAGAAACAGGUUCAAGAUUGGAGCCCAAUACUAGGCCUACAAUUUUCAAAAAUUCAAAACCCACCUCUACCCGAUAAGUGAAGUAGUAGUUCGAAUUCAAAAACAAAAUAGAGAAGAUGAGUUCGGUAUCAGUGGCGUCACUGUUAUUCGCCGGCGGCUACCGUAGCCUCGCCGUCCCUUUAGCGGCACGCGCACUUCGCAUUUCACUUAACAAACACCUCACACUACACGCCUCUGGUUGGUGUUGUCGGAGUUCACACAACAGCACCGUCGCACUCUCCGGCGAAACUGUAUCCUCCACAACCGACGCCGGAAACUUAACCGCUACUUCCUCUUCGAAUAGCUACCCUAAGUAUGACCGAUUGCUUCCAUGUCCAAAACACAAAUCUCCACCAAGAAUUGAACACUUAGUUGUUUCAGAAGGAGGACCUGUAUUAGAAUACAUUUGCAAAGCUUUAGAUCUUCCUCAUUUGUUUGUUGCAGAUCUGAUUCAUUUCGGAGCUGUGCAUUUCGCUCUUGUUUGUCCGAAGCCUCCUCCUACUGCUACUGCUGAGCAAAUUAGGGUUUUCAAACAAGUGACGGAUCCGUUGGUUCUGCGAAAAAGAGCUUCUAUCAAAGGAAAAACUAUAAGAGAAGCGCAGAAAACUUUCCGUGUAACUGAUGGGGAUCAAUUUGUUGAACCAGGAACUUAUUUGCGAGUGCACGUGCACCCCAAGCGUUUUCACAGGUGCUAUGAGAUUGACUGGAGAUCAAGGAUUAUAGCUGUGAAGGAAUCGUAUGUAGUUUUGGAUAAACCUGCUGGCACUUCAGUAGGUGGCACUACCGACAACAUUGAAGAAAGUUGUGCAACCUUUGCAACUCGUGCCUUGGGAUUGACAACACCGUUGAUGACUACCCAUCAGAUUGACAACUGCACGGAAGGCUGUGUAGUAUUGGCUAGGAAUAAGGAGUAUUGCUCUAUCUUUCAUGGCAAAAUACGGGAGAAAAAAGUGAAAAAGCUCUAUCUUGCUCUUGCAGCUUCUCCUUUACCUACCGGAAUCAUUAACCACUAUAUGCGUCCUAUUAACAUGGCUCCUCGACUUAUUUCUGAAGAUUUUAUCAAGGGAUGGCUUCUUUGUCAACUCGAGGUCAUGGAAUGCAGAAAGGUUCCUUGGCCAACUAGUGUUGUUCAAGAUGAAUAUUGUGUUGAAGACUGUGGGUGGCCAUCUCAAGAUUACGCAUACGAGUGUAAAAUCAACCUUCUUACUGGUCGAACUCAUCAGAUUCGAGCUCAAUUUGCUGCUUGUAAGGCACCUUUAAUUGGCGAUUCUAUGUAUAUGCCUGCUGCAAUUGCAGAGAUGAUUAAUCCUGGACUUAAUCCAUUUGGAAAGUACAAGAAAGAUUUCACCAGUGAGAAUGAAAAAGAAGCUGAUGUUACAAAUUGGAUUGCUCAGCACGGAAAAGAGCCAAGUGCUACAAUUGGCCUUCAAGCUUGUCAAAUUUCAUGGGAUGAUGAUGAACACUUAUACAAAGCUGGUUUGCCUUGGUGGAGGUGUUAAAAUGCUAAAAAUAUGCUCGAGUCAAGGACUUGGCACGACACUGAAGUUAUGUUUUAGUUUUGCCUCAGUUUUGUGUGAAUAUUCAAUAGGAGGAAGAAUUGUAAUGUAUCAUUAUAUGUUGGUUUCACAUUUUGCAGUAAGAGUGCAAAAUCUCCCUAAAAUGGUGCAUGGCUGCAUUCUGUCACAUACCGGUGAGCGUUGAGCAUCCUUUUUUGUUGUAAUUAACUUUAAAUAGGUAAGUCACACUAUAGUUUAUUCAGCACUCAAGACCUCUUUCUGAAAAUGUAUAUUAUACUUGGAUAGUGAAGAAUUGAGAAUUUUGUCACAAUACAUUCCACAGGUACACACUUAACAUUUUUCUCUAUUAUGAAAUUUGUUAUUAAUAGUCUGUAAUAUAUCAUCUAUAAUUGAUUUAGGUUUAUAAGAUUGUUGAAUAAAUCCUUCCAUUUGCAUAGCUUUGAGAAAUCUGAAAAAUUCUCCAGGAUUUCUUGUAGAAGAUUUAUGCAACUAAAUAUGAAAUUUGUUAUUAAUAGUCUGUAAUAUUUCUUCUAUAAUUGAUUUAGGUUUAUAAGAUUGUUGAAUAAAUCCUUCCAUUUGCAUAAAAGCUUUGGGAAAUCUGAAAAAUUCUCCAGGAUUUCUUGUAGAAGAUUUAUGCAACUAAAUCUGAAGUGUUUAUAUAUGAAUGUAUUUAAAUUCCCUUGUCCAUCCAUGGUAGCUGGCGCAGUAGGUCCACGCAUCCCUGAUUGAAUUAGCUGCAACACAUCAGGGCACUUGUCGCUCCUUCAUUCCUAAUUUGGGCAAUGAACCUGCCUUUAUGUAACACAGCCCCAACGAGUGUUGGAUUGGAAUUAAAGAACUUUAGGCCAUGGAGAAUACCUCCCCUAAUGAAUAUUUUAAUCCAGGGUCGAGAUGUACCCUUGGCGCCUAUGACAUCGAAUAUAAGGUCUGUCUUUUUAUGCUCACUCCUAAAUAU